This is a messenger RNA of Cheilinus undulatus (humphead wrasse), 2845 nucleotides long. RefSeq names its product CXADR like membrane protein b (gene clmpb). The transcript has 7 exons. Bases 480 to 1658 code for a protein of 392 amino acids. Gene Ontology annotation, cellular component: cytoplasmic microtubule; cell surface; membrane. The record is from RefSeq and is a predicted model, not a curated record. NCBI's taxonomy places the organism in Eukaryota, Metazoa, Chordata, Actinopteri, Labriformes, Labridae.
AAGCACCCACGCCCUCCACGAGCCUUCAGUGUUUGUUGCAGAUCGCUCAGGCUGUGAAAGAGAAGUUCAGACUCUAGAGGUCUCCAUCCUUCAGCAUCCCCUCAUCAUCCACCUAUUCGCCCUCCUCCUCCUCUCUGGCAUUUUGUGCAGCGGAGGAGGAACGGAGGAGAGACCGCUGAGGAGGAGACAGAGGGGACCCUGAGACAACACGUCCCACGCCAGAGCCAGACAGCCAGGGAACUUUGAUUGGACGCCAAGUAUCCUGCGAUGAACGUGACGAUGAAGAGCCAGAGCUGCUCCUCUUCUUCUUCUUCUUCUUCUUCGGAGGUGUAGAUAUGUCGGGCGCGUGCAACAUAUGAUGUCCUUGGACUGGUGCGUUAAAUGAAGCUUUGUCUCUGUGUGGGUCUGCUGGCUGAUGGUGCCGUCGUUGUGCCUGCGCUGACGGCAGUCUGAGCGCAUUGUUUCCAGCUCCGUUACAUAUGGGAUUUCCAGCCGUGAUGUCUGCAAUAUAUCGCUCUUUGUUUCUGGUUCUGUUCAGCCUGCUAUUGGUGGGUGCCCAGACGGAGAUGAAGAAGGUCCUUGGGGACAACGCCACCUUACCAUGCCACCAUCAGUUACCGUCAUCCAACUCUCUUGAUAUCGAGUGGCUGCUGCAGAAGCCAAACUCCAAACAGAGAGUGAUCAUCACCUUCUUUGGAGGCCAGGUGUACACCAAUGAGGCAACAGGGAGUGAGGCCGGCCGUCUGUCCUUUGCUGGGGACUACCUGGGGGGGGACGCCUCCCUACUGAUCAGCGACCUGCUGCUGACCGACUCUGGAGAAUACUACUGCAAAGUCAAGACCGGGGGAAAGUACCACUGGAGCCAGGUCAACCUUAUUGUGCUGGUCAAACCUUCUAAGCCGACGUGUUCGAAGGAUGGCAAAGUCCUGGAGGGCAGUGAUGUCAAGCUGAGCUGUAAGUCCAGCCAUGGAUCUGAUCCCAUCAGCUACAAGUGGGAGCGCGUGCUGGACAACGGCAAGAGUCUGGGCAAACUGCCAAACCUCGCCCUGAUAGACCUCAAGAACCCUGAGAUCGUGACUCUGAGGAAUCUCACCAUGGACAGCAAUGGCGUCUACCGGUGCACAGCGAGCAACGAAGUGGGAGAGGAGAACUGCACCAUUGAGGUCACAAUGGAGCAGCGCAGGGAGGAUGUAGUGAAGUGGGCAGGUGCAGCGGCGGGAAUAUCCCUCGGCGUCCUCGUUGUCAUAUUAAUCGUCUGGCUCGUCUUCCGAAAGAAAGAGAAAAAGAAGUACGAGGAGGAGGAGACCCCAAAUGAGAUCAGGGAGGAUGCAGAAGCUCCCAAGGCUAAGCUAGUGAAGCCCAACUCUCUGUCUUCAUCUCGCUCUGGCAGCUCACGCUCCGGCGCUUCCUCCACCCAGUCCAUGGUGCACAACAGCAUCCAGCGUGGUCAUCGCCCUCGCCCGCCUGCCGUAGCAGCUCUCAAGGAAAAUGGACAGCCUCCGGGAUAUCCUCAGUCCCCACCAGCCUACACUGCUGUGGUGCCCCCCAAGACCCCCGAGCCCCCCACCACUCCCAAAUUCAACCCCAGGAACAUGUCUGGGCCCACACCUCCAACCCUCAUGGUCCCUGCCCAGACCAAGGCCUUUCAGACUGUGUAGGACUGAAAGAUAGCCCUUUCUGCAGCCAUGUGACCCCGCCCCCCCAAGCCCAAGCCCUACAAACCCCCACCCCAAAGACUGAGACUCUACCAUAAACAAAGAAAUGCAACUAGUUAAAGGAUGUAAUUAAAAGAAUCCAUACUAUAAGUCCAAAAGUACUUAAAAUGAAUGCAUACUUAAAAGGGAAAAUACGACAUGCUUGCCCCCUAAUGAAUUACAUAAACCAACAAAACAAAAGAAGAAAACAAGAGCUGAGAUGCAACGCUGUGUCUCAUAGCUAGAGGCAGAACUUAUUUUCUAAGUUCCUGUUUGUGGCUCUGGCAGACACAGGGAAGCGCUGUGUGCAGUGAGGUUGAAGGAGCCCCCCUAGUAGAGCUUUUAUUUAUUUAUCAAAUCAAACGUUAGGCAUGCUGUGGGGGGGGUGAUGAAUAGAUCCCAACUCUGAGCCAAGAACCAGCAGAGUUUUUACAGCUGAAGGAGUAAAGUGCUGGAGUGUGAAACCCAGGUCAGACCAAAGACGCUCUGCCACGUUUCCAUAGCGAUGAGUCUAUCCUUUAGUUUCCACCUGCUUGUCUUGUAGCUCCAUAAAAAUUUUAGUGUAAAAUAUGAAUGAGAUCAACAAUACUGAGUUACAAUUCUACUUUGGUCAUCUUGGUGUGAACAUAAGAUCCAGACUUUGGAGCUGAUGUUUCUAUGAAAAUCCCCCGGCACCUGUGCCAUCCUGAGGCUGAACAUAUCCCCUUUUCUGUGAGUUUAUCCUCGUUAUUUCUGGAGCAGUUAAGUCAGGGGUGUCAAACUCAAGGCCCGGGGGCCAAAUCCGGCCCGUGGCACAGUUACACCCGGCCCACCAUAUCAGAUCAUAUUUUUAUUACAACUGGCCCGCUGGUUUGAGGUCUGCAGAUUUCCUCCAGUUUAAAAAUGUAAACUUAACAAGGAUGAUCUAGAAUUUCCUGUUAAGUCAGAAAAAUUAGAAACAGUACAAAGUUAAAAUAAUGAGUAGAAAGUCAGGAAUGUGGUCAAAUACAUUUCUGUUUUCAUUUCAUAUUCUUAAUUUUGAACCUCACAGUUAUGAUGCAAAGUCAUGGUUUUGAAUUUUUAUUUCAUAUGUUGACCUUUUCAAUUCACAGUUUUGACUUUUAUCUUAUUUUUUUACCUUUAAGAUCCUCAAUUUUAAAUUUUAAUCAAUA